AUGUUUCAACAAAAUUCAUUCUACCCACAAGUUGAUUCAACAAAUCCCAACGCUGAUUCUCCAUUUUCUCACCCUUCAUCGUCAUCUUCUUCCAUUUAUCCUUCAGUGGAAACAGAAAAUCUCGUUCGGGAAGAGCCAAACAACACACAAGCCAUGGAAAACGUUCUCGUCACGGUUCAGGGUGCGAUUCUGCAUCUCAUAGAAAAGGAUUCCAGCGUGCAUCUUGCUUCGGGGGACCUAACCAUAUCGAGCCUCGGAGAAGGGGGCAAAGUAGUGGCGGUUCUCGCUUGCGUGGGUGAUAAGGUUCAGUGGCCGUUGGCCAAGGACGUGGCGGCGGUGAAGCUGGACGAGUCGCACUACUUCUUCACGCUGCAGGUCCCACAGAAGCACGCGGAGAACGGAUUUGAGGUGUUGAAUUAUGGGUUGACGGUGGCAGCGAAGGGGCAAGAGAGGGUGCUGAAGGAACUGGACGAGGUUCUGGAGAAGUAUAGCUUUCUGUCGAAGGAGAAAGUGAAGGGUGCGAGUGGAUGGGAGGUGUUGGAUGGUUCAGUGUCAACAAAGACAUCACCUGAAGAAUUAAAAUCAGAAGAGAAGAGGGAAGUGGUGGAGGAGCGUUCUGGCGCUUAUUGGACGACGUUGGCGCCAAACGUGGAGGACUACAGCGGGCGUUUUGCGAGAUGGAUUGCUGCAGGGUCGGGGCAUGUUGUUAGGGGGAUUUUGUGGGCUGGGGAUGUGACUGUGGAGAGGUUGAAGUGGGGGAAUGAUUUCUUGAAGAAGAGAUUGGAGCCUGGUUCCAACGCCCAGAUUAGUCCUCAGGCCAUGGAGAAUAUGAAAAGGGUUAAGAAGUUGACCAAGAUGUCAGAGAAAGUUGCCACUGGUGUCCUCUCUGGGGUUGUCAAAGUGUCUGGCUUCUUCACAAGUUCUGUAGUCAACUCAAAACCUGGAAAGAAGUUCUUUAGCCUUCUUCCCGGAGAAAUUGUCCUUGCUACCAUGGAUGGAUUCAAUAAGGUGGUGGAUGCUGUAGAAGUAGCUGGGAGGAAUGUCAUGUCUACUUCAUCAGUUGUGACCACUGAGCUCGUUUCACAUAAGUAUGGAGAGCAAGCAGGCCAGGUUACAAACGAAGGUCUCAACGCGGCAGGGCAUGCGAUUGGGACAGCUUGGGCAGUGUUCAAACUUAGGAAGGCACUCAAUCCGAAGAGUGUGAUCAAGCCAACAACACUAGCUAAAGCUGCUGCUGAAGCAAAUUCUGCUAAACUGAAGGCUAAGAAAUAA
Molecule: messenger RNA, 1272 nt
Organism: Sphenostylis stenocarpa
Lineage: Eukaryota; Viridiplantae; Streptophyta; Magnoliopsida; Fabales; Fabaceae
Source: the annotation of a GenBank genome assembly